Plectropomus leopardus (leopard coralgrouper) is the source of this 2272-nucleotide messenger RNA. RefSeq names its product solute carrier family 25 member 44a (gene slc25a44a). Gene Ontology annotation, molecular function: branched-chain amino acid transmembrane transporter activity. Gene Ontology annotation, cellular component: mitochondrion. Lineage: Eukaryota; Metazoa; Chordata; Actinopteri; Perciformes; Serranidae. The record is from RefSeq and is a predicted model, not a curated record. Gene Ontology annotation, biological process: transmembrane transport; branched-chain amino acid transport; branched-chain amino acid catabolic process.
UUAAUCGCUGACUUAUUUCCCCCUCGGCUGGCUAAGUAUUAGCCUUGUUGUUAGCUAACUACCACACAGCGCGAGGACACUGUGUGACAUUGCACGUGCGGCGCUUCCCCCUUUUCUUCACCAGCGGCUGCAGAAGACAACAAUGAAAAUGGCUGAUAAGACAUCCUAGUGUUAUGAAAGUACUUCUCUGCUAAUGUGUUGAUAACGAUAUCGGUGUUAUGGCAGUCGGAGGGCAGAUGACUGCUGAUACGAAAACGUGGCUUUAGGGGCAGCGCUGCCCUAGCCGGCACCAUGCAGCAGAAAGGUGCAAUCCAAAUUAUUGAAUGGGAGGACCUGGACAAGAGGAAGUUCUACUCCCUGGGUGUAUUCAUGACCUUGACCACCAGGGCCACGGUCUACCCGGCCAGCCUUAUCCGCACUCGGCUCCAGGUGCAGAAGGGGAAGACCCUGUACUCCGGCACCUUUGAUGCUUUCUGCAAGAUCCUGCGAGCGGAAGGCGUGCGAGGCCUCUACCGUGGCUUCAUGGUCAAUACAUUCACCCUGAUCUCAGGACAAGCUUAUAUAACUACCUAUGAACUGGUGCGCAAGUAUGUGUCCCAGUACUCACCCAGCAACACGGUGAAGUCGGUGGUGGCUGGAGGGUCAGCUUCCCUGGUGGCUCAGACCAUCACUGUGCCCAUAGACGUGGUGUCACAACACCUGAUGAUGCAGGGACAGGGGGAACACCUGACUCGCUUCAAGGCCAAACCCAAAAUGAUGCUGGCAACGACUAAGCGCAAACUGACUUUUGGGCAAACCCGUGACAUCACGGUGCAGAUAUUUGCAGCCGAUGGUUUCAGGGGAUUUUACAGGGGCUACGUUGCGUCGCUACUCACAUACAUCCCAAACAGUGCACUAUGGUGGCCUUUUUAUCAUUUUUAUGCAGAACAGCUGUCUUUGUUGGCACCAAGUACUUGCCCUCAUCUGAUUCUGCAGGCUCUGGCAGGACCAAUGGCAGCAGCAACUGCCUCCACCAUCACUAACCCAAUGGAUGUUGUUCGAGCAAGAGUACAGGUUGAGGGACGAUCGUCUGUCAUCGAAACAUUCAAGCAGCUGCUGGCAGAGGAGGGCGUCUGGGCGAUGACCAAGGGGCUGUCGGCCCGCAUCAUUUCCUCCACACCCACGUCGGUGCUCAUCGUGGUGGGAUAUGAGACCCUAAAGAGACUGAGCCUGCGAGCUGAGCUUGUAGAGUCGAGACACUGGUGAAAGGACAGAGGGAACCAGGACUGCCUUGAACCGGGCUUCAUCUCCACACAGCCGUAGUUUGAACUUUUCACACAGGAGAGAACGACCCAGAUCUGUGUCCAGUCUCGGGGUAAACCGCUCACCUGUUUAACUGCUUUCACAGACCUUGAAGGUUACACGUGUCAUCAUCUUGCCUUUCUCUGUUUGUCCCAUUUCUGCUGGCCCCCUCUUCUUUUGUUGCAAAACUGUCACUCUGAAAACAAUGAACUGAUUUUCACCCAUCUUGAAAGAAGCAAGACAAAUGUUAAAAUUUGACAGAUGACUGAAGAAAGUUGCUUCUUAAAGGAUAGUUUUUGAUUAAUGCCUCAAAUGUUUUGUAUAUUUUAACAAUAUGAAAAAACUGCACCAGCGUCAUUUUUAUACCUGGAUAUGUAGCAGUACAGGGUUUGUUUUUUUUUUACUGUGUCAUACUUAAACUGCACCAGGCAACCUAAGCUUGUGAACAUGUGAUGCACCUUUUGAUUUCACAAUCCAGCCGGGUUCAGUUUUUAAAACAGAGCUACUCUGCCGUAAAUCACUGGAUGAAUUUUAAGAAUUUUCAAUGUGCCAAAAUCUAGAGACACAAAUGCCUUCUCUGACUUAUUGAACACUUGAAGAGCAAAACAAGCUUGAUGUCUGUGUGCAUUCAAGUAAAAAGAACAUUUCAUGCAGGGGUUUGAAACAUCUGCUGAAAAUCUCACAUUAGUUUUGGCCUUAAUAAAGACAGAAUGAGAUGUUAAUGCAUUAUAGCAAUGCCAUUAAAUUGGAUGGAAGACAUUAGUAUACUUUCAAAGCAUAAAAAUUAAACUACUUCCAAAAGAAUAUUUAAAAAACUUGUUUGUUCUAUUUACUUACAGGACAACAAACAUUGCAUUUAGUUUUUGUGGCCCAAGUUUGUGUACUUAAAGGCUUUCUGUGAUGUAUGUGUAGCUGUGUCACAUCAAUUAUUUACCAGCAGUCUUUGAAGUCAGUGGUGCAGGCACAAUAAUGAAAUGUAGAUAAAUUGAUC